Nasonia vitripennis (jewel wasp) is the source of this 5901-nucleotide messenger RNA. RefSeq names its product ubiquitin carboxyl-terminal hydrolase 31. Gene Ontology annotation, molecular function: cysteine-type deubiquitinase activity. The record is from RefSeq and is a predicted model, not a curated record. Lineage: Eukaryota; Metazoa; Arthropoda; Insecta; Hymenoptera; Pteromalidae. Gene Ontology annotation, biological process: protein deubiquitination. The transcript has 7 exons. The coding region runs from base 725 to 3391 and encodes 888 amino acids.
CAGAGAAGAAAACUCGCACGUUAUACGAGACGGCAAAUGGCCGCCAUCGGUUACACUCCUCAGUGCAGCAGCAGUGUCCGCCGACGCGAGUUCGAGCCACAUCCUACUCCCGUUUGUUACAUUAGUAGUGCACAACACUCGCGGCAUCAUCCCCAUACGCGCGAAUAUAUAUAUAUAUAUAUAUAUAUAAAUUUUCUCGUACUUGCAUCGUGUGUUUGUGUCACAGUGCAUUAGGACGCCGAUUACACGUAUAGGUAUCCUGGAGGUCCAGGAGUCAGUGCGCGUGUGAGGUGAAAGAGCAAGAGGGAGAGAGAGAGAGAGAAACGACGAUAUGCCCCGGGGCUUCGCGACGAGGAGGUAGCCGCAGGAUGAGUCCGGCCACCGGGACGACGCUGCUGGUAAGCAGCAGCGACGGCGGUGUUUCAGCCCAGGGUAAUAACCUGCUCGACGUCGAUCAGAGCGUCGUCAAGUCCGUCUCCGAGGGUGAGUUGGGCGUUGAGCAGGAGAGCUAUAACCAGGACACCCAAACAAUGAGCAGUGCUGUGGGAGUAGUGCAGAGUAACAAUGCUACGACUACUCUGGAGGUGAGAUCUGGUGAUGGUGAUGAUGCUCAAGGAUGUGUUGCAUUCGAUAUUGACUGGAAUAUGUCCUUGUACGGUUAAUAGGAAUUAAUUCAUCUGCAAGAAAAAGCAAUCUGAAAAGAGCCUUCACAUUACCUUUACAUAUGUUGCAAUCGUCCAAGAGACGACCUAAGCACCUAAGCCAACGAGAGCUGAUAAAGGACACAGAGCAGCCUAUCAUGGACCAGGGUAGGCUAUCCGCAGGGAGUAAGAGACCCUCCUGGACCAAGCAAAUUAUUAAGGCAUGCAAGAAGUUCGUGAACAUCAAUACCCAGGGCCACAAGGGUGCCAGUAGAGACGACAUUGGAUCCAGUGCGGGUGACAUAAGGGUACCGCCAAGCAGGCCACCCAAUAUACCUCCAGACCGAGUUCCCGGUGUCAUUGGCCUGAGGAACCAUGGCAAUACGUGCUUCAUGAACGCAGUGUUACAGUGUUUGUCCCACACGGACCGUUUGGCCAAGUACUUUGUGAUGGACACUUACAAGGAUGAUCUGUCGAAAAAUAAAAAGUUAAACUCCAAGAAGUUUGGCACCAAGGGAGAGAUAACGGAACAGCUUGCUCUGUUGCUGAAGGCAAUAUGGAGCUGUCAGUAUGACCCCGAGAUGAGCACUGCCUUUAAGAGUGUCGUGGACAAGUAUGGAAGCCAGUACCGGGGCAAUCUGCAGCACGACGCCCAAGAAUUCUUACUGUGGCUGCUGGACAAAGUACACGAGGACCUCAAUCAAGCGACCAACAAAAAGUACAAGAUCAUAAAGAAUUCGUUCGGCCAGCCGGAAUCGGUGGCGGAGGAAACCUUCGCGAAUCACGUGCGCUGCAACAAGUCUUUCGUGCACGAGGUCUUCCAGGCGCAGUUUCGCUCGAGCCUGACCUGUCCGCGCUGCCAGAUGCAGUCCAACACGUUCGACCCGUUCCUCUGCGUCUCGGUGCCGGUGCCCCAGAGCCAGCGCCAGAUGAGCCUCUUCGUCAACGUGCUCUACACCUCGCAGCAGCCUCGACAGGUUCGCAUCGGUGUCAGCGUCAACCAGUCGGCCAACGUCAAGGAGCUCAGGGAGAUACUGGCCAGCGAUACGCGCGUGGACGAGAACCACAUGCUGCUGACCGAAGUUCACGACGAGGGCUUUCAUAGAACGUUCUCGGACUGCCAGCCGCUGUCGGUGAUAACGGAGAACGACCCGCUCUACUGCAUCGAGCUGCCACAGUUGAAAGAGCCCACGGAGCAAGCCUACAUACUCCUGGUCUGGAUCAACGUGUUGGUCAAGGGUGACCUGCGCGAGCGCUUCGGCAGCCCUUACACGAUGCAGGUGUCCCGCGAGACGUCGUACGAGGACCUGCAGAAGCUGCUGCUCAAAGAGAUGCACGCUACCCUCGCCGACGACGUGCUGACAUCCUCCCAGAGCCCUGGGCUCUUCAACAUCCGAGUGGCUGACCCCGCGGCAACUCCCGUUCAGGAUGAGCAUCCGUGCAUCGACCCGUGCGUCGAACAUCCUCUGUAUACCGAGCAGAUCGAGCAGGCGUUAGCUCUCUGCGCGGAUGACUCUGGACCGCAGCACGUGAAGCUCAUCCUGGAGUGGGACGAGGCUACCAAGUGUAAUAUCAUCCAGGAUGACACCGAUCAGAUCGAGGAGCACGCGAGCGUUAAGCAGUUGAAGAGCACCUCGGAGUUUGGCGGUACAGUGACCCUGGAAGAGUGCUUCGACCUGUACACCAGAGCAGAAACCCUGGGCGUCGAGGAUGCCUGGCACUGUCCACACUGCAACAGAAAACAAGAAGUCGUGAAGAAGCUUGGCCUCUGGUCGCUACCCGCCAUUCUGGUGAUACACUUGAAGAGGUUCAGACAACAAUCAAAACAACGCUCGACGUCCAAACUGACCAUGUUGGUGGAUUUUCCUCUCUACGGGUUCGACAUGACGCCUCAUCUGGCCCGCAACGGUGUCCAGGCGCAGCAGCUCUCGCAGGUGACGACGACGACGGUUGGCAUUGGCUGGCCCACCUUUAAAAAGCAUACAUCCAAGCAGCAACCCGUUACCAAUUACGAUAAUAACGUGUAUGACCUCUAUGCCAUCUGCAACCACCACGGACAGGAUCUGCAGGGUGGACACUACACAGCGUUUUGCCGUAAUCCCUACGACAGCCAGUGGUACUCUUUCGACGACACGCGAGUCGAAGCGGUUAACGACACGAAUCUAGUGACGAACGCAGCCUAUAUACUGUUCUACCAGAAGCGCGGUUUAACGAACAACCCCUCUUCCGGUAACUCGUCAGCGGCCUCGACGUCAUCCGCUGGUUCUGGCAUCGACCACUGGGUCUCCAAGAUGCCGCCUUUCUAUUUCAAUAAGAACGGCUCGACUGCCACCGUCUCGGCCCCCGCAAACAACGGCAAUAACAAUAACAACAAUAACAACAUGAGCAACAAGCAGAGCAAGUCGCAGGAAGCGCUGAACCAGGAGAGGGUCAUCGAGGAGAAGAACUUGAACAAUUUCAACAGAGGUGGCAGGAACUAUUCGACCUUGCAGCCAGUAAAACGCAACGCUACGGCGGACCUAGAAGAUGUGGACGUGACUGCGUUAAAUUCAGUGGUAGGUGACGAGUAUGAGGACGAAGAAACUCCUACUAGGAUCGAAUGGACAUCGCCGAAGCCGCUGAGAAAAACGUCUUCGAUCACGUUGACGCCCCACGUGAGCGUGUCGUCGUCGCCGCCUGCGAUAAUCCAGAACGGCACGCUGAGCAGCAGCGAUCAAGAGUCUGCUGUGAUCCACGAAUCGACGUUGUAACGCACGAUCUAAGGCCACGAGCGGCCGUGGCUGUGGUGGUGGUAUAACGGCGGCGGCAACAGCAGCAGCAGCUACAGCGACGACGGCGAGUCGCGGCUCGAUAUUUACAGUGCCUGGAUUCAGCGUGUCAUGUGUCUGUGCAUGCGACCACGACGACAAGCGCGACCGCUACGUAGACGACAGUUGUUUCGCGAGGACGAUUACACAUCUUCUACCGUAGUCUAAGCUCUAUUAUUCUUUCUCUAUCUCUCGCAUCUUAAAGGGGACGAGAUGCCGCUUCACCGAUGUAGUUUCGCGACGGUUUGAAAAGUAAACUCGUACCUGGUACAAGCGUCGGUAAUGCUUGUUUCGAAUCGGUUAUUUUUGUUAAGACGAUGUGCUAGUUACAAGAAACUGGCGACUUGAUAAAAAAACCCGUUUCAUGAAAACCACUACCGCGGAUUCGUAAUUUUAAAGGAAUAAUUGUGCUUGUUUCUCGAAAAUUCGUUUUUAAGUAUUGAUACGGAGAAAGAUGUCGAUUUCAAAUAAUGUCUUAUAUGUGAUAGUACUGAAAAACAUUCGAUUUUCUGUGUCUGAUAGUCCGGUCGAUAAAGUGGUAUUCUUGCGUCCCCGUUACAAGCAUGAAAAAUAAACAAAAGAUACUUUAGCGCGGCUAGAAAUAUGUAUUCAACUUUCGACUGGUUUCGCUGAUUUGUAUACAAAUACUCUUUCGUAAAAUGUAUAAAGACAAAAACGUAAUACGGAAUUACGAAGACAAAACUGUGCGAUAAGACAACAAAUCGAACAUACAACGAGAGAUCUCAAGAAUUUAACGUUUUUUUCGAUUUUGUUAUCAAUUAUCGAUUUCGAGUUCCACACGAGUAGUAGGUCGAUAGUUGAAAAGCCUGUCUUUGAAAGAUAUAGAAUUAUAUUCGAGGUAUUAAUUAUUACUGUAUUUAUAGCAUAUUUGUAUGAUGUAUGCGUGAAGUCUGCGUAUAUUAGUUAAUGUAAGAUAAAAUGAACGUAGGAAUAAGAAAAAAAAACGAUAAAUGAAAAUAUAUAGUUCGUAAGUUAUUUUCUGAGAGAAAGAUGUGUUGUCCAAGAGUUUAUACGUGUGGUAAAAAAGAGGCAUUGUGAACCUUCUCGUUAAUCAUUUAUCAUUUGUAUAAGCAUAUACAUACAGAAAAAUACAUUUAAAACGCGUUCGAUACAGUCGUCGACUGACGGAAUUGAUGAGUGGGAACCUAUCACGUGACUCGAAUGCAAUUGAUUUUUCCUUAGUUUAUUAUUGAGUACAAAUAAAAAAGUAGCAAUUUUGUAAAAAAAAAUGAGAGAAAAGUAAGCUAGCGACAAUAAGAAAAUUUUGUAUCGUAUGGAUAUGUUUGAAUGUUGAAUGUGCGUGGAAUUUUUUAAAAGUUGGACGAUUUUUAAUGAUAACCGUUAUUGUCGAGGUUCCCACCGAGAAAACUCUGUCUGCCGACGAUUGCCGAGCCUUCGCUUAGAGGUAAUAUUUAUAUUGUAUUUGUAUCACCCACUAGUGGCCUUAUCUCUCAAUAACUGAUAUCGAUGCAUUGAAUAAUUAACACUCCUGUAAUAAUCCUCCAUUACUUAACGAUUACUUUGUCGAGCAUUUUUUAUUGCAGUUGAAAAUUUGCUUACCACUAUAUCGUAAAGAUCCAAAGGAGACUUGUAAUUCUUAUAGACUUUUUCAAGAUUUUUCCACACUUUCGGAUACUAAGAGAAAAAACAAGAUUAUAAUAUUAAAAUAGCGUAAAGAGCGACCAAGAUCAAUCUAUGUAUGCAAUAGAUAGAGUUUCUUGGUCUAUACCCCGAGCUGCAUAGCUUUUUCAUAAUGAGAAAGAAAUACCUUCGGUAGUUCUCGACUAAUGUAUUGCGUAUAAAAGUACCUCUAAACCUCCCAGUUGUUGAAAUUACCAUUCCAGAUGAAGCGUUUUUGUUUUACAUAACUCGAAAGAUAAUUAAACGAUAAAUAAACUUGACGGAAUAAUAAUGAAUGAAAAAACUGUGGAGCGAAAAAAGAAAAUUGAUUGAAAAAGACGCAGGCGCAAAAUUCAGGUACUUUUUAGCGCGCGAAGACAAGUGUGACAAAAGAUUUAUAUAAAUAUAUAUAUACGAUUUCGUAGCUAGCAAAAGAUUUAAGUUAUUUUAAAAGAAAAAUAUUUACAACUAGUCACACGGUUUCGUGGAGACAGGGCUUAGCGAGUGCACACACGUACACGACACGAACAGCAAAAAACACGACAUUGCGAUUGUAGCCAUUCGAGAUAAAGACCUUGUGUAACAAAUGAAAGAGCGAGUAAAGAUGAAUGAAAGAUUAAAAGAAAUAAGAUUCAACUUGUUGAACUUUCGUCUGCUAUUGCUAUUAUUUUAUAGACCUUAUUAUGUACACAUUGUAUUUACGCCUGCCGACUGAAAGGGAUGAAUUUUGAUUUCUUAUCAUUACUAUUAUCAUUACUCUUAUUACCGCUGAUUUUGUUGAAAUAAACACUGUCAUGUAACAUGUCUAUAAA